AUAAAAUUCCAAAGCCCGAAAGAAAUGUGGCCUAUUCAUAUUUUUCAUCACAAGGACAGCCGUCGAAACCUUGAGCUUAACAUUGGAGAUGGUCAUGGUGGACCAGGAUACUUAAAUGAAUGGAUUAAAGACAGUCAGAACCUGGGCCACCAGGUGUUCCUUGGUGCAGACUCUAAGUUCUUGGAUGCUGUUGCUGAUCCAGAGCUCAGCCCACUCUCCCAAGACAAGUGGAACCUAUGGAUGCAAUGCUCAGCAUCAGAAAAGGGAAAAGUAGAUCCAUCCACAGGACUAAGAACAGACCUCAACCUUUCAUUUGACCGUCCUCUUCCCAAGUCGCUGCUUCCUGCUCUUACUGGUGAUCAUAUCCUUAUGUGUAUUGACCAUGUUAAGUUACGCAGUUAUAACAAGUAA
Molecule: messenger RNA, 411 nt
Organism: Pocillopora damicornis (cauliflower coral)
Lineage: Eukaryota; Metazoa; Cnidaria; Anthozoa; Scleractinia; Pocilloporidae
Source: RefSeq, a predicted model, not a curated record